Molecule: messenger RNA, 2477 nt
Organism: Nematolebias whitei (Rio pearlfish)
Lineage: Eukaryota; Metazoa; Chordata; Actinopteri; Cyprinodontiformes; Rivulidae
Gene: serbp1a
Product: SERPINE1 mRNA binding protein 1a
Exons: 9
Coding region: 120-1298 (392 amino acids)
Cellular component (GO): cytoplasm; nucleus
Molecular function (GO): mRNA 3'-UTR binding
Source: RefSeq, a predicted model, not a curated record
UGUAAACUGCACCGGAAGAGAAGAAGGUCCUUUCCCAGCCAUCUUGUGGCUUCAUCUAGCGAAGUGUUCGCACCAAUCCUCGUAGAAUCGGAGGAAAAUCCUGCUGAAGGGGCGCCAUCAUGCCCGGACAAAUGCAAGAAGGUUUUGGCUGUGCCAUAACCAAUCGGUUCGACCAGUUAUUUGACGACGAGUCGGAUCCUUUCGAGCUUUUGAAGCAGGCCGAAGAAGUUAAGAAGAAGAAGGAGCCUUCUGCUCCUGGUGCCACCAAGACUGCAGCUCAGGCAGCUAAACAGCCCAAAAAGGAGUCCCAAAAAGAAAGAAAGAUACCUUUGACAGACAAGAAGGAAGAGACUCAGGCUCCAGUUCCACUUAAAAAAGAUGGUGCAGGUUUGAGAAGAAUGACCAGGAAGCCAGAGGGAGAAGGCUCUAGACCUCAGGGGGGUCAGGGAGAGAGCCGACCCCCUUCAGACAGGCGGCCUGUGGACAGGCGGCCGCCUCGCCGCUUCGAGAGGCCUGCUGGUGAAACUGCAGACAAACCAGAGGGCGGUGAAUUCUCAGUGGAGAAGCCUGUUGGUGAUCGGCCAAUGAGGGGUCGCAAUGUUGGCAGGGGGGCCCGUGGAGGCAGAGGCCGUGGCAUGGGUCGGAGCGACGGCUUUGAUUCCAGAGGAAAACGUGAAUUUGACAGACACAGUGGCAGCGACCGAUCUACUCUGAAAGGUGAGGACAAGCGCGGUGGAAGUGGAUCUCACAACUGGGGAACUGUCAAGGAUGAACUAAAUGAGCUAAACCAGUCUAAUGUCACAGAGGAGAACCCUGAAGGAGAGGAGCAUCCACCUGCUGACUCUGAGAACAAGGAGAACGAGGUAGAGGAACCGAAGGAAGAAGGCCCCAAGGAGAUGACUCUGGAUGAGUGGAAGGCCAUGCAAGACAAAGAAAGGGCCAAGGUAGACUUCAACAUCCGAAAGGCCAAUGAGGGAGCUGAUUGGAACAAAGGAUUUGUGCUGCACAAGUCCAAGGCUGAAGACAAAAGAGGCGAUCUGCCUGAGGACAUUGAUGAGCCUAAGGGCGAAGACGAUCACCACUUUAGGAAGCCAGCCAACGACAUUACCUCCCAGUUGGAGAUAAAUUUCGGAGACCUGGGCCGCCCAGGCCGUGGACGUGGAGGACCACGUGGUGGCCGUGGAGGCCGUGGCCGAGGCGACGCCCCGCCUAGGCCGUCCCGUGGAGGAAGGACUGACAGGUCAUCUGCGUCUGUGCCAAACGUGGAUGACCCUGAAGCCUUCCCAGCCUUGGCUUAAGCUCUGGCUGUAAACCCUCAGGCCUACAGGAGCCUCCCAAGCACCUCCACUACGAGGCUUGCACAUGUUCCUGGAUCCUUCAGCGAAGUGAAAUGAUGGAGAAGACUGUCAUACCCAUGACACUCAAUGUGAGGACUGAGUUUUAUCCAAUAAAAACAAAAAGUAAAAAAAGCAGAAAUUAACCAAAAAAAAUACAAAAGGAAAAGGACUUUUUGCUGCUCUGGAGUAACUUGUUGGUAGAGGUUUUUUUUUACUUUGAAACAAAGUAGCAGGGAUGUUUUCAUACAGUAUUUUUUUCAGAGGUUAUGCAUUGUUCAUUAAAGUUUUAUAAUUGAUUCUUAAAAAUAUGUAUUUUAAAAUGUAAGCAUAUUUUUUCUUUUGCUAUUGUUCGCUUCAAAAUGUGCACUGUGUAGCUCCAAUCCAAGUUGUGCCACACAAGGCAUUUCUAAUGAAAUUACAGCUUCACUCAUCGAGUUUUAUUUUAUUUUAUUUUUUCUCUUUGGCACUGAUUUGUCACAUUUUAUACAGGUCUAUUCUUGUAUGAUCUUAUUUUCAUACAUUCUUACAAGGACUUUUUUCACCCGAGGCACAUAAGACACUGAUUCCUCAUUAAGAAAUGCUGCCUUCAUUUAAACACGUACGUUAAAAGCUACCUAAAUCAGAAUGUUCAUUUGAACUAAGAUGUUGGGUACAUUUGGUCAUUUUUGGUGGAACACUGUUUAUAAUGCAGAAGUUUUAUCCCGAGAUAUUUGUCAAAUGGAUCGAUUUGAAGCUAAAAGCUUGUGUUUAUAAGAUUGUUUUUCCUCCACUCAUUUCAUUUUCAGUAACCGUGUGUAGGUCAUGACUUUCAGAGUGAUGAAAGGGUGUUUUUGCACAGCUGAGAUGUAGCUGAAGACCUCUGGAAGCCAUCAGAACCGUUCUGUUUACACUCCACCCAGCAUCCUUCCACAGACCCAAACCUGACUCGGCUCUGCUUUGGUUUGUUUCAGCAGUUCUGUGCUGAUCUUUUCUCUGCUUUUUAUUUGCUGUGUAGCUUCCACAGUGGCACCACUGUAUAACUGCUCUGAAAGGAAUACAGCUGUUCGUUAUGUGGAACAGCUGAAGUGCUCUGCAAUUGUGUGAAUUUCAGCCCUGCUAUUAGACCUCUGUUGAUGAAUAAAGGUGGUCGGCAAAGUUUAA